AUGACGUCAAGACAAUUGAUGAAACUCAGGAAGCGACCAACGCACUUCUUAAGCAUUCCAUUGACCAAAACGCUUGAUAUAGAACCAUGCCUUCUUGCAACUCAGUCAAAGCUUAUCAAAGCCAAUAUAGAUGGUAUACUAGAGAAAGAUUUCAUUAAAUCAACGAAGCUACAUUUCACAAUAGGAGUAAUGUCUUUAGAUGGAGAUAGUUUACCAAAUGCUAGAUCAGCGCUUGAGUCAAUUAGACCUGAUAUUGUUGAGAUUUUAUCUAGACAACCUCACAUUUACUUGAAUGAAUUUGGAUGCUUCCCAAAUAGCGAUCAAGCUCAAGUUCUUUUCUGCAAACCAGUCGAUACUACCCCGCUUGAUGAGAUUUCACAUGUUAUACGACAGCAAUUCAUAAAUGAGAGACUUCUCACUGAUACUGGUCCAUUGACCUUGCAUUGUACUAUACUCAAAACCUCUGGUACAAAAUCUUCAAAACGUCCUAAUUUCUCCUUCAAAAGUGUCCAGGAAUCCCUUAAAAAUUGCGAUCUUGGUGGUCCAUACCCUCUUGAACGUGUAGAGAUAUGUGAAAUUGGCAGCACUACUCCUGAUGGGUUUUACUCAUCUGAAGGAACCAUAUCAUUGUAA
This is a messenger RNA of Wallemia mellicola CBS 633.66, 633 nucleotides long. RefSeq lists its product as hypothetical. The record is from RefSeq and is a predicted model, not a curated record. Bases 1 to 633 code for a protein of 210 amino acids. Gene Ontology annotation, cellular component: nucleus. The transcript is spliced from 4 exons. NCBI's taxonomy places the organism in Eukaryota, Fungi, Basidiomycota, Wallemiomycetes, Wallemiales, Wallemiaceae. Gene Ontology annotation, biological process: DNA alkylation repair; regulation of DNA-templated transcription.